Messenger RNA from Cetraspora pellucida, 1014 nucleotides. Lineage: Eukaryota; Fungi; Glomeromycota; Glomeromycetes; Diversisporales; Gigasporaceae. The record is from the annotation of a GenBank genome assembly.
AUGAAUACUAGAAAUUCAAAGAGACUUGCAAACAAUAAAAUAUCUGCUGCUACUAAACCUGCUAAACAGGGCCAGCUAGGAUUAGGUAUCACAUCACCAAAUCUAGAAUCAGAAAAUAUGUCACCAGCUCUAGAGUCAGAAAUUUUGUCUCAAGUAACUGCACCUUCAAGACAAUCAUUACCAACCUUAAAACAAUCAUCAUCAGUUCUGGGGACAAGAUCUAAUAAUCUGAAUGAUUUUGUUUCUUCUUAUCAGCUUCUAACUAAUCCAGUAAUCAUGCCUUUAAGAACAUCAUCAAUUCUGGAAUUGAAUUUUUCAAACAGUUCAUUAGGUCUCAUCUCUAAUAACAUACCUAUUCCAUCAAUAUUUAGCAACAUGACAAUUUAUCAAAUUUGUCUAUGGCUAUGUGCAAACUCUAAUAUUCUGCAACUUGCAAAUACUAUUAACUUAUCAAUACAAACCCCAGCUACAAAUGGUUCGCCAUUUAUGCACUCUAUCUCUUCAACAUUAUCAACUAUAGUACAAAAUCAAAAUGAUAAAGCAAAGGCUAGUCAUGACUUUUUAGAGGAAUUAAAGUGUCUCUUUCUUCAUGUUCGAAAUCCUCCCAAAAAAAUACUUGAGGAAUUAGUGAAACAAAUUAUUAAAUGUGACCUCAAUUCAACUGAAGGUGUUGAAUGGCUUCACAUUGCUAAAAGACAUUUUGGCAACUUUUAUAACAAGUUAAUUAAUGGUAUUGAGGAGUUGGUUGAAAAUUUUAAAGAGCAAAGAAAUCAUCCUACAACAAGCCCUUUACAAAAAGAAGAAAUUAUCACAUUCGUGGAUGAAACUGCAACAAUUUAUGUGUUAAGUCAAUGGUUAAAUGCCACAAAUACAGACGAACUAUGUGCUCAAAACUCAAUAUCUCAUUUGUGCAAGUUUAUUCAAAGUGCUUUUGCUAUCAAUUAUACAUCAAGAGAUAUUGAAAGGACGAAAGCAUUAGAUAGGUUAACUAAAAACAUCACUGUUCUAUUAUAA